AUGGGGAAAUCAUCUCUCACCAUGUUCCUGGUUCUUCACACCCACCCCCAAGGUGUCUGUGUAGCUGGGUAUGGACAGUCUGGUAGGAAUGAGAUCCUGCAGCUGCUCCCACCACCAACACUGCAGGUGAAGGAGACCCAGGGCCUGCGUCCGGAGAGAGAUUUCAAGGUGGAAUGUGGUGGAUUUUCAAACCGCCCAGUGCACAGCCUGAAACAUGUGCCUGACACCAGCUUGUUGGUGACGAGUGGCCCACCAGACAGCUCCCUCCAGGUCUGGCAGGUGUCAGCAGAGGACUCCGAUGUUAUUAAAUCUGUAAGUGCCAUAACCACAGAAAAUGGCACUGGGCAACCUUGGGCUAAAAUUGCAACCAUUUCGACCAGAGCCCCAUGGGUCCUUCACGGCUCGAGACUGGACAACGUUCAAGUUACAGAGGUUGAAUCAAGGAAAAAUGUCUAUAUGUCAGAUGUCAGAAAAACCUCCGAGUUCUUGGCCUCAGCAAAGUGCCGAGUUCCCUCUCCUCGCUCAGGUGCAGAGUUCCUGUGUGUCUCCUGGGCUCCUGCUCUGGAAGGCUGCCUGGCUGUUUCAGGUUUUGAUGGGACCGUGCACGUGUACGACACGCAGAGUUGGGACAACUCCGGCAGGGAAGUGGAGCCGAUCUUUAUCCACAAAGGCCACGUGUUCGGCGGGCCCGGCGGUGGCAGAGACCCUCCCCAGGUCACGGCGCACACGUGGCAUCCGCAGAAACAGAGAACGUUGCUGUCGGCAGCGAGCGACGGUUCCCUGCACGUUUGGGACUGGGUUCAGUCUUGUGGGAAGUGUGGGUAG
Apaloderma vittatum (bar-tailed trogon) is the source of this 825-nucleotide messenger RNA. RefSeq names its product WD repeat domain 73 (gene WDR73). The transcript is spliced from 6 exons. NCBI's taxonomy places the organism in Eukaryota, Metazoa, Chordata, Aves, Trogoniformes, Trogonidae. The record is from RefSeq and is a predicted model, not a curated record. Gene Ontology annotation, biological process: cytoplasmic microtubule organization. Gene Ontology annotation, molecular function: protein binding. Gene Ontology annotation, cellular component: spindle pole; cytosol. The coding region runs from base 1 to 825 and encodes 274 amino acids.